This is a messenger RNA of Cryptomeria japonica (Japanese cedar), 1656 nucleotides long. RefSeq lists its product as uncharacterized. The record is from RefSeq and is a predicted model, not a curated record. NCBI's taxonomy places the organism in Eukaryota, Viridiplantae, Streptophyta, Pinopsida, Cupressales, Cupressaceae. The transcript has 2 exons. The coding region runs from base 122 to 1255 and encodes 377 amino acids.
UAUUUAAAUAGAAUAUAGUAAAAUUUGAGGAGAACACUAUUUCCUCAAACAUUAAUUAAGCAAUCGCUGUUACAGAUAGAAAAGGGUCAUUGGUUUUCUUACUGAUGAAUCCAUUUAUGAAAUGGAAGAAUCUCAGCUUCGAUCAGGAGAUCAAAGCUCUGUUAAUGUAAAACUGAUGUUGACAGGCUCAAGUGAGGAAGAGUACGGAAGAAACCCAGUUUAUCUUCAUUCUCAAAGUCUGAGUAGAUCGAAGCUUUUUGAACCAGAGAUUUUCGAGGGCUCUUCAUCGAAUAAACCAACUGAAAUAUGCCUAACUGCUCCUCAAAUCUUUGAUCACCAUUUAAAAUGCAUUCAACUCAUGGAUGGCGAGAGUGUGCAUUUCUCGAGCAUUGAGGAAUGUCUGGCGAUUCUGUCAAUUGCUUCUGAAAUGUUGGCUGAUGACAGCAUCAACAAAUGCAUGGAAUAUUUGGAAGCAGUUCGUUGGACUGCUGAGGAAGAGACCCGAAUUCGAAAAGUUCUGUCUUGCAUGGAAUUGGAACUUUUGCCAGAUUUGGCUGCCAGGCUUCAUCAGGAGGACGACAACCAUAUAAUUUUUGUGGAGAAGAGUAUCCAAGAAAUAGUGUCUUUUAUUAAAGAAGGUGAUUACAGUUUAUCCAGUCAAAAAACUGUGGAGAUAUAUUUUGUGAGGCUGUUAGAGGGAAAUACAUCUAGAGAUGUUAUGGAAGUAUGUGGGUGUGUGCUUUUGCAAGAGUUCAAAGCAGCCAUGGAUUCCCGUGAUCUCUCAUCUCUAUUGACUUUGUUUCAACUUAUUCAGCACUGUGAGGGAGAAAUGCUGAAAGCUGCAAUGGAGACAUUUUGUGAAGACGCACAGUUUACAGAGUUUGUAAAGCAGAAGAAAAACUACCAUCCAAAUUUGUUGGGCAUUAAAAAUCCAAAUGUGUUAGAGAUUUUGAUGGGUUUUAUGAGGGCAACAGGAGAUGGGAAGGUUAUAAUUUCAAGAGCUUGUCGAGUUUGUUUUCUGACAACUUGGCUUCCAGUCAUGGGACAACUGUGUCGUGAUGGCAGCCGAGUGCAACUUGGUGAGGUUGAUAAAGCAGUGCUUAAUGUGGUUGAGAGCCUCCCUUCAGUGGACAAGAAACAUAUUUGUGUGGUAUGGGCAGAGGUUUAUAGAUUGAAUAAGAUCAACUUCCCUACGCCAUUUUUACUUUGUUUGAAGAUGUGCAACAUGCCCAUUUCCAAACAUGUAACAAGGUAACAUUAAAGAAAGUGUAAGAAGAUGAAAUACCAUUUAAAAAAUUAGGCUUAGGUGUAGGGUCAAUGCCGCUCUUGAUGCAGAGAAAGGGAACGCAAUAGAACAUGUAUGUACUAUGAAAACAAUCCAUAACAACCAAGAUGAAACCAUCGAGGAUUGGGACACACCAAGUCACAUUCUAGAUCAUCAGGGACAAAUUAACCAUUGCUUACAUUCCAUAAUCAUUUUUGAGGAUGAGAAACCAAUGACGAAUUUGUUCUACUUCUCAAGGAGAUAGUUCAAAUUUCUAGCAUCUUUUGAAUUCCAUGGUAUGAAUCUCUGUAAACUACAAAUACCCAACUUUGUAACAUAAUUGACACAUCGUAUAAUUGCAAGAGAAAGUAGAAGUUAAACUAUACACCUUC